CAUUUUGGCAGAAAUCACAAUGUCGACCAGCCGCAAAUUGAAGAGUCAUGGCGUGAGGAGGGGCAAGAACCGAGCUCCUCACAAGGGUGUCAAGAGAGGUGGCAGCAAAAGAAAAUACCGAAAGGGCAGCCUGAAGAGUAGAAAACGGGGCGAUGACGCCAAUCGCAAUUACCGCUCCCACUUGUGACCCGCCAGCCGGCUCUGCCCUGGUGGACUUCAAAUAACACCAGGCAGUAAUGAGAAAAGAACAGAAGGGGGACUGCCAAGGAGACCUGACGUUAGAUCAAAGCGAGAGAAGAGCCUCGCUACAGUGGGUAAAAUGCCAGUCGUGACGAAAUAAGGAAUGUAUAUGUUGGCUGCUGCUUCUCCCCAACAUCUCAAUAAAAUUUUGAAA
Molecule: messenger RNA, 394 nt
Organism: Castor canadensis (American beaver)
Lineage: Eukaryota; Metazoa; Chordata; Mammalia; Rodentia; Castoridae
Gene: Tnp1
Product: transition protein 1
Biological process (GO): spermatid nucleus elongation; chromatin remodeling; spermatogenesis
Cellular component (GO): male germ cell nucleus; nucleosome
Molecular function (GO): DNA binding
Source: RefSeq, a predicted model, not a curated record